ACAAUCUGAGUGUGUAGUCGCAGGUGGAGAGGCCGGGGUAGCGUUUUAUUAGAAGGACGGUAGAAGCAGAUGAAUCACAAUGCGGUCUUCGGCUUGGUUCGUUGCCCGAUGCGCUCUCAUCCUCUGGGUGAUUGAGGGAGGUGAAGGACAGCGGCAGUGUACUGAGACGGACUACUAUUAUGAGUACACCGAGUGUGACAGCACAGGAUCUCGGUGGAGGGUGGCCAUCCCACAGAGACCCGGGGCCUGUGCUGGACUACCGGAGCCAGUGAAAGGCACUGAGUGCACCUUCUCGUGCAAAGCCGGGGAGUUCCUGGAGAUGUCGGCCCAGGAGUGCACCCAGUGCGCAGCUGGGAGCUACUCCCUCGGCAGCGGUGUACGCUUCGACCAAUGGGACAGCAUGCCUGCUGGAUUCAGUAGCAUGGCGACCUCCCUGGGGAACGACCCCCACAGGGAUGCCCAGCUCACCUGCAACAGUUCUUCCUGGGUGCCUCAGGGAAACUAUCUGGAGUCCAACAGGGAUGAGUGCACAGUCUCUCUCAUCUAUGCUGUUCAUUUGAAGAAACAAGGCUCCGUCAGCUUCGAGUAUCAAUAUCCAGACAACAACUUGCCGUUUGAGUUCUUUAUUCAAAAUGACCAGUGUCAGGAGAUGGAUCAGUCUGCUGAUAACAAGUGGCUAAAGGUCACCAAUCAUGGAGAGUGGGCAACCCACACGGUGAACUUGAAAUCUGGCACCAACAUUUUAUACUGGAGGACUGGAGGUGUUCUGGGGUCCAAGGUGGUGAAGCCUGUUCUGCUGAAAAACAUUCAAAUUGAAGGUGUUGCCUACACUUCAGAAUGUUUCCCUUGUAAACCCGGGACAUUUAGCCGUGUUCCAGGCUCCUCCACAUGUGAAUCCUGUCCUCGGGACACCUACUCGGGCCAUGGGGCCAGCUCAUGCACCGCCUGCAACACCACCACUCAGUAUGCAGAGGAGGGAGCGGCGGCGUGUAAGAACAGACCUCCCUGUUCCAAAAAGGACUAUUUCCAAAUUCACACAGCCUGCGACCUUGAAGGCAAGACGCAGGUUAUAUAUAAAUGGAUUGAACCAAAGAUCUGUCUCGAGGGUGUCCAUGGAGCAGAAACGUUGCCUCAAAGUGGCGACCGUGAGCCGUGUCCGCCCUGUAAUCCUGGUUUUUAUAACAACGACACGGCCACCUGCUCCGCCUGCCCACCCAGAACAUACUCUGAUGGAAUGAAACCGUGCCAGCGGUGCCCUGCAGGUACAGAACCUGUCUUGGGUUACGAGUACAAAUGGUGGAAUGUUCUUCCUUCAAACAUGAAGACUUCCUGUUUUAAUGUGGGCAACUCCAAAUGUGACAAAAUGAACGGUUGGGAGGUAGCAGGAGAUCAUAUACAUAGUGGAGCAGGAAGUUCUGACAAUGAUUACCUCAUCCUCAAUAUUCACGUUCCCGGUUUCAAACUGCCUACGUCCGUGUCAAGCCAGUCAGUGGCAGAAUUUGGUCGUGUCACAUUUGAGUUUGAAACUGUGUGCACAACUGACUGUGAGCUUUACUUCAUGAUGGAUGUCAAUAGAACGAGUACUACAGUGGUGCAGUCAUGGGAGAAAACAAACAAACGACAGACCUACACACACGUCAUGACAAAAAAUGCUUCAGUUUCCUACACAUGGGCUUUUCAGAGAACCAACCAACCUUCAGAUGUACGUUGGUACGUCAACGAUGUGGCACGCAUCUACUCCAUCACAGUGACCAACGCGCUUGACGGUGUGUCCUCUAGCUGCCGGGCUUGUGCCCUCAGCACCCAGCCUUCCGGCUCUGCGUGCGUACCCUGCCCACCGGGUCACUACAUAGACACUCUAUCCAGCAAAUGUGUGGAGUGUCCACCCAACACUUACCUUGUCCCUCAUGCCGCAACGGGACCUGAUGCUUGCACACCCUGCGGACCGGCUAGCAAGAGUGACAAGGAUCACAGGAAAUGUUACAGCGACUGUCACUUCACCCACACAGACGGCAACGUCACUCUGACUUUUGACUUCAGAUCUCUCGGGUCUGUGAUGUCGCUGAUGAAUAGUCCCAAAUUUACCACCAAAGGAACCAAAUAUUUCCACGUGUUCAAUAUCAGUCUAUGUGGAGAACAGGGUCAGUUGGCGGUGUGCACAGACAACGUUACAGACCUGUCCAUCUCCGGUGCUCGGGGAGAGAAAGGCGAAGGGCCCAGCGCCGUCAGGAGCUUCGUCUGUCAGUCAACCAUAAUCCCAGCUAGUGGAAGAGGAUUCCACACUUCACUCUCCUCUCAGUCCAUUAACCUAGCUGACACUUUUCUUGGUGCAACUGUAGAGGAUGAUAUUGCAGGAGUGAAAGCAAGUCCAGAGCUGUUUUCUCAAACUUCAAAGAAAGUCCCUGAUGUCAACUUCUUCUACAGAUCAUUGGAGGCAACUUCAUCUUGUGAGUCUGGCCGGAGUGCCGUGGUGACACUUCGCUGCAACCCAGAUAAAAGCACCAGUGGCGAGCUCUCAGUUCCCAGUCAGUGCUCUGAAGGAACAUGUGAUGGCUGCACUUUUCAUUUCCUAUGGGAGAGCUCAGGAGCUUGUCCUACAUGCACAGAAAGAGACUAUCAUCUGAUAGAGGGAGUCUGCAAAGGAGGACACCAGGACAUGCUGUAUGUGUGGACUGAGCCGAAACUGUGCAUAGGAGGCGUGGCCUUGCCCGAGAAGAAAACCUUAGCAUGUGAGGGUAUGGAGUACUGGGUUCGGCUUGGCACGGGGAUAGGAACCUUUGCUGCAGCGCUGCUCGUCUCGCUCACCUGCUACUUCUGGAAGAAAAACAAGCGGUUGGAGUACAAAUACUCCCGCUUGGUUAUGUCUGCCAAUAAGGAGUGUGAAAUGCCCGUGGCCGACAGCUGUGCCGUGAUGGAGGGGGAGAACGAGGGAGACAUGGAGGACGAGGUCGUGUACACAAAACCUUCACUGCUUGGGAAACUCAAAGCCAUAGCGUCCAAGGGUAAUGGGGAGAAAUAUGAAAACGUGCAGCUGAACUCGUCUCAAUCCAAAGCUCUGGUGUGGAGCUAGAGUUGUAGGAGUGUGAGCUAAGGGGGAGACAUUAGACCCUAAAGACACUUUCCACAGGGUGACCCCCCCCCCCACCUCCUUUAACCAACAGUCUUUAUGAGGUUUGGUUCCUGGAUUACCACUAGUGUGUAGAAAUACACACAGAAAAACACACAUCUUGCAUAUUUUCAAGGAAGUCACUCUUACUUGGUGGCCUUAAAGCUUGGUACAACAGAGCCAUAUUACUGUGAAGCAGGUGUGUGUGUGUGUGUGUGUGUGUGUGUGUGUGUGUGUGUGUGUGUGUGUGUGUGUGUGUGUGUGUGUGUGUGUGAGACAGACUCUUCCAUCAUCCUCUGACUCCAGCUCUUGUCAGAAACGGUUGUUGGAAAAGCUCAGGGUGAGACAAGGACCUGUUUGAGUUCUUGUGUUCUGUGUUUGUUUGUAUUUAUUUCACUCUGUUUAAUGUGUGACAUUUGGAUUUCUUGGUCUAUAAAGAGCUGUAAAUAAACAUAAGUUAUGUUGUCAUGGUUGUGCUUCUAAUAAAAAAAACAUAUUUAUGUAUAAA
This is a messenger RNA of Austrofundulus limnaeus, 3614 nucleotides long. It is a transcript of the gene elapor2a, whose product is annotated as endosome-lysosome associated apoptosis and autophagy regulator family member 2a. Gene Ontology annotation, biological process: positive regulation of BMP signaling pathway. The transcript has 23 exons. The record is from RefSeq and is a predicted model, not a curated record. Gene Ontology annotation, cellular component: membrane. NCBI's taxonomy places the organism in Eukaryota, Metazoa, Chordata, Actinopteri, Cyprinodontiformes, Rivulidae. The coding region runs from base 80 to 3070 and encodes 996 amino acids.